AUGAGAGAAAUUAUACAUCUCCAGAUAGGCGAUUGCGGAAAUGCAAUAGGAAAAGCGCAUUGGUCUAAUAUUUUUUUAGAUUAUCCUUUUAUAUCUGAGGAGUUUAUUUUUGCGUCAAUUACUUAAUACAUUUUUUAUUAUUUUAUAUAAGUCAAUCACCAUCCUUUAUAUAAAAAAUUUAUAUAACCUAAUAUAUAAACGGCAAAAACUCGGCUAACAAUUUUAGCAUAAUUCAAGAAAAAAUCGGCGUAUAUCUUGAAGAAAAAUCCAAUCAAAAUUAUACUGCAAGAAACAUAGCAGUUCAUACAGAAAAUGACUCAUUAAAUCCAUAUUUCAGCCCAGAUGAUUUUGUAAAAAUAGAAUCAGCAGGAAAUAAUUGAGGCAAAGGCUACUACGGGAGCGAGGUUGACGAGUAUAUCAUAGAUCUUGCAAAAUCAAAAACUGAGGCUUGUGAUUCCUUGCAGGGAUUUGAAAUUUCGCAUUCUCUUGGAGGUGGCUCUGCGGUCAAGCAUGAAAUCCGUCCCUAUCUCCCCGCACACCAACCACCCCAGCCGCCUCAAUGCCAAACUACCUAGUCUUGAAAAUUAGAAAUAUAAGAGCUAUUGCAGUAAAGCCCAUACUCUAUAUAGCUUUCUUAAUCGAAAAAAAUGUAAUAGAUAUUUGAAGGACCAAGACAAACUCUCUCGAAGGGACGAGCUAAUUUUGAUACUAGGAAGCGACAUGUCAAAAAAUGGUUGAAAAGUAAACGCGCCAAUUUUUAAAUUGGCUUUAUUAUUAAAUAAAUUUUUAAAUUGAUAAUAAAAGCCACAUAUGAUGUGCAUUAGAGCAUUUAAAUGAAAUUAAAAGCUCGAACCUUAUCAAUCGAGUUGACUUUUUGCGGGAAGGAUAGACUUAUAAAAGCCAAAGUUUGUAUUGAACGUUGAUUGUUCUUUAUAAAGUUCUCAAUGGCUCAUAAUAUAGAUUAUUUUUUAUGGGCACUAAUUAAUGUAAAUAUAAUUUGCAGUCCUUUACUUUUAUAAUGAUUAUGUCUUUAAAGUUAACUUAUUUCUUCUUUGGAUUAGCUCCUAUAGUAAGAUAUUUAUCAGCGCCAGAGAUCUUAAAUUUAAAAUUAAUUUAAUAAUAAAGCUAUUUUAAAAGUUGGCGCGCUUACUUGUCGACUUUGCUCACACUUGUCAACCAUUUUUUGACAUGUCACACUUUUUAACGCUUCCUGGUAUAGACACGUAGUUCGUCCCUUUGAGAGAGCCUGUCUUGGUCCUUAAAUUAUCUAUUACAUUUUGUUUGAUAAAAAAUCUAUAUAAGGGGUGAGCUAUAUUUUCGCUCCCAAGCUAUUAAAACCGAUUUAUAGCAUGCUUACACAUAUAUUUAAUACUUUAUUUCAUAUCCAUACUAUAUACAGAGUUUUUAUUGGUUUACAAAUUUAACUCAUAUUUUUGCAUUAAAUUUAAAUGAGAUAUAUCAUAUUUUAUAUGUAAAAUAAGCUAUAUAAGCUAAUUAAUUUUUUUAAAAUGCAUUAAUUUAGCGAAAUCGAUGCUAGAUAUUAUAUGUGCAUAUGAUACAUAAUUAUACUUGAAUUGAUUUAUUUGUAUAUAGCCAUUUUAAAGCAAAAUAUGACUGUAUUAUACUUAAAAUACAAUAAUUAACGAAAUCCAGCGUAUUUCUCUAUUAACUCUUUUAUUUAUUAAUCUAAACAUUUUUACUAUGUAAAAAUUCUGUAUGUAAUAGGAUAUGAAACAUAGUAUUAAUAUUUAUGUAAACAUAUUAGAAAUCGCUUUUUAAUAUCAUAAAAGUGAUAAUACUGCAAUAUCUCUUAUUUUUCUUAUUAUCAAGAGAUAUGUAGUUUUGUAUUGAGUUGGUUGAGAGGGUGGGCUUCAUACUUGGCCAUCUCUGGAAGCGGACUCACCUCCAGGGUCAUUGAAAUGCUAAAAGACGAGUUCCCUGAAAUUUUAAUCUGCAUGCAUACAAUUUUCCCAUACUCUGGGAUGGGGGACUGCCUUGUUGAGCCAUAUAAUGUCACUCUCUCCUUUCCCUACCUCCACAUGCCAAAAAACGUGAUUUUUGCAAUUCAGAAUGAAAGGUUAUUUAAUUUCAUUUUCCAUCAAAAACAUCGUAUCCCUAGCUUUUAUGCAGAUUUUAACCAUAUAGCAGCAGCUGUUUUAUCAGGGAUCACCUCAAGUUUUCGAUAUUCAGGCACAUUGAACGGAGAUCUGCAAAAAUUGGUAUAGCGCCUUCCUAUAGAUGGCGCGCAAUGCGCCAUCACCGGGGGAGGAAUGGUUCCACGUGUGGAACCCUCUUUUUCCACGAGCUAAAAAGAGGGUUCCACACGUGGAACCAUUCCUCGUGGAGAACCCUCUCCCGACAUGGCCCGGUGAUGGCGCAUCGCGCGCCAUCUAUAAGAAGGCGCUAUAUCAAAUUUAACACCUAUUGAAACUAUGAAUUUUCUGAUACCUGAAUAUACAGAAUUAAGCAGCUUAUGACUGCAUGACACACUUUCCAGGAUUUUUCGAGAUGGAGUUUCAGCCAAUCUCUUGUGUAAUGUCGAUAAAAACCAAAAAUAUAUAGCGGCUGCUUGCAAUUUUAGAGGCUGUGAAGACUAUAAUAAAGAAAUAAACAGCUUUUUUGAUUCUGAUACUAAUGAAAUUAUCAAUAAUAUGCCAAAAAAGAAAAUAAAAUACUCAGUUAUUGAGGCUAAUCCAAACAAUUUUCCAAUGCAAGCUGUUUCUAUUAUAAAUUCCACUGGAUUCAGAAAAACUUUAAUGGGUUAUCUAGAACAAUAUUAUGCCCUGAAGCGAAGAAAUGCAUUUUUACAUCAUUUUUAUGGAGAAGGAGUAGAAGAUGACGAUUUCACUCAAUCUGCCAAUGAAAUGCGUGACCUAAUAGAGACCUAUGAAAACGUGUAUAAUUCUUUAUAA
Blepharisma stoltei is the source of this 2912-nucleotide messenger RNA. The record is from the annotation of a GenBank genome assembly. Lineage: Eukaryota; Ciliophora; Heterotrichea; Heterotrichida; Blepharismidae.